UUCAGAAAGUAUUAGGCAAUCGAAUAUGCAAUUGCAAUUUCUGGGUUUCCAGUAAAUAUGAUACGUAAAAAGAGCGUCCCCUCCUCUUUAAGCUUUAUAAGGAUAUUUAACUGAGUGCAAGGGGAUGAUGAGUAAAGAAUACUGACCGGUUUCCUAUCAACUCGCAUUACUUAUUAUUUACAGAGAGAACUGAUGAAUUAAGUGAACUAUAAUUUGUUCCUGUAACAGUCCUUAAACAUCACCUGAAGCAACCUAUCCUCUUCAACAAAAAGUCAAAAUGAACCAAACUGUAGCCCCAUCCAAUAUGACGGCAUCAACAAGCAAUGCAGAUGUCACAGCAAAUUCCUUAAGGAAAAUCAAUAUUUUCCUCCACUGUAUAAUAUGUGUGUUUGGUGUUGUUGGCAAUGGACUGGUCAUCUACAUCACAGGCCUCAAAAUGAAAAGCACUGUCAAUACGAUCUGGUUUCUGAACCUGGCGGUAGCAGACUUCCUGUUUUCAUUCUUCCUGAUCUUUAAUAUAAUCUACGAAUACCGUGAGUUCGACUGGCCUUUUGGUAACUUUAUGUGCUUCUUGAGCAGCCUGGUGACCGUGUUGAAUAUGUUUGCCAGCACCUUCCUGCUGACAGCGAUCAGUUUGGACCGCUGCCUGUCCACCUGGGUGGUGGUGUGGGCCAGGACCAAACGAACAGUCCUGAAAGCAAGGAUAAUUUGCCUGCUUAUUUGGUUAGCGUCAGUCGCUUGUAGCCUGCCUUUAGUCAUCUCUCGGAAAACAUCAAUUUCUGCACAACGAACAAAGUGCAUACUUGGCAUUCAUAAACUAGAAACAUACAAGAGGCAGGUAGUGUACCGUUUUGUGGUGGGUUUUCUCCUCCCGUUCGUCAUAAUCUCCGCUUCGUAUGUGGCGAUCGGAGUACGAGUUAAGCACCUCCGGAAAAAAAAUAAACUAAAACCCUUCCGUAUUAUCCUGGCUGUAAUCCUGUCCUUCUUCUUCUGCUGGCUUCCCUUUUAUGUUCACAAAUUCAUUGAAGUGUGGUUGCGUGAAAUGAAUGUGACAAACCCAUCAGAUGAGCUGAACAGCUUCAAGAAGGUUUUCGACCAGAUAGGGCUCUUCAUAAUCGGUCUUGCCUACUUGAACAGCUGCCUGAAUCCCUUCUUGUACGUAUUCAUGUGUGAAGAUUUUCAGAGAAAGCUCAAGCAGUCUUUAGUGAUGGUGUUCGAGAGUGCAUUCGCAGAGGAACACCUGGCUCUCCUCUCACAACAUUCCCAAUCCAAAUGCACAUCUCAUUCGCAGAGUGGAACAGGAAUAGAAUUGACCCAAUCUUUGACACUUGUGGGUUAAAUGGAACAUUCACAGAGUCCAAAAUUUACAUUUAUUAAAUUACAUUUACAAAAAAGAAAAAUGUAAUGUAUUUAAUUUAUAAAGAAGCUGUGUAGACAAAAUACUGUUGUUGCUUUUUUUGUUUGUUUGUUUUUUUGUGAGGAUGAAUGAUGGAAGCUGAUGUGCCAACAACAACAUAUUUUUUUAACAUAAAAAUGUAUAUAUUAUUGA
This is a messenger RNA of Ctenopharyngodon idella (grass carp), 1549 nucleotides long. Its product is annotated as C3a anaphylatoxin chemotactic receptor-like. Bases 278 to 1339 code for a protein of 353 amino acids. Gene Ontology annotation, biological process: inflammatory response; complement receptor mediated signaling pathway; phospholipase C-activating G protein-coupled receptor signaling pathway. NCBI's taxonomy places the organism in Eukaryota, Metazoa, Chordata, Actinopteri, Cypriniformes, Xenocyprididae. Gene Ontology annotation, molecular function: G protein-coupled receptor activity; complement receptor activity. The transcript is spliced from 4 exons. Gene Ontology annotation, cellular component: plasma membrane. The record is from RefSeq and is a predicted model, not a curated record.